Molecule: messenger RNA, 885 nt
Organism: Pollicipes pollicipes
Lineage: Eukaryota; Metazoa; Arthropoda; Thecostraca; Pollicipedomorpha; Pollicipedidae
Product: neuronal cell adhesion molecule-like
Exons: 7
Coding region: 1-885 (294 amino acids)
Molecular function (GO): protein binding
Source: RefSeq, a predicted model, not a curated record
AUGUGUCGGCUCCGCUCACUGGCAGCGCCAUCCGGUAAGCCAGCGAUCCUGGCUGCGCACAACACAAGCUCCACCUCGGUGCGCGUCCGCUGGAGGCCAUUGUCGAGCCAGGAGCUGCGCGGCGAGUUCCAGUACUACCGCAUCACCUACCGUGAGCGUGGCGCGGCCAAAGACAGCGCCAAAGAGCUUCGGAUCAAGGACGAGAGAAUCCAGAGUCACGCCAUCUUUGGCCUGCGUCCAUUCACCCAGUAUCUCAUCUCCGUACAAGUGGAGAACCCGGCUGGCCUGGGCCCCAGCUCUACCGUCGUUGUCACUACGGACGAAGGAGUUCCUGAAGCUCCGCGGCAGGUGUCCGUCCUGAACGUGACCGACACCACGGUCACCAUCUCCUGGCUGCCGCCGAGCCGCCGCAACGGUCUCAUCGAGGGCUACAGGAUCUACAUCAGCACUGGCAACUUCACUAACGCCACCUGGCUCCGGCUGCCCCUGGACAAUACGCAGUACACGCUGAGGAACCUCGUUCCGUUCACCAACUACUCGGUGACGGUGAAGGCGUUCACUCGGAGCAUGGAGGGCCGCGAGUCGGCGGCGCUCGCGGUCACCACCGACGUCUCUAGCCCCAGCUUCAGCUCCAGCCCCAACUCCAGCUUCAUCUUCAGCGGCCGCGUCCACCACUAUCUGGUCAGCUACCGGGCCGAGCGGGCGGCAGCCAUCACGGAGGUGCCGGUCGCCGCCGACCCGGUCGGCCGGGAGGGAAAGUUUCUGCUGUCGAAUCUGACGGCCGGCACGCUCGCCGCGCCGCUCAACGCCGGCCUUAUCGCCGGCAUCGCGUGCGCCUGCUGUGCCUUCCUGCUGGCGCUGGCGGCGCUGGCCAUCUGGAGGUGA